CGUUGUCUCAAAAAGGGUAAAAUUUGUUGAAAAACAGGCUCGCUAGAGUUCAACAUUGGCUCAAAGGGUUUCCGGUCGGGGUGCGCACGAGUUUCAGCGCAGCGCCCGGCCAUUUCUCUAGUUUUGUUAGUGCUGCUGACAAGUACGUUUUAGUUUGCAGUUCCCCCUCGUAACUAAUAUUCGUUAGGACAGAAAAUUUACCAGAUCUCUUUGGACAUUUUAAACGAAACGUUUAGUUUAAAGUCACGCUAAACCGCGUCGGACGUUCCUAAGAAGAGGUACCAUCCCAAAGGUCAAUGCAGUGGUAAAAGAAUUUACCAAUAUCAAAACAAGCCAAUUGAUUGAACAUAAACUGAAAUGGUGACAGAAAGACCGCUGAGCCCUCAGUACAUCGGGAGGGAGUUCGUUCGGCAGUACUACACCCUUCUGAAUGAAGCGCCAUCCCAUCUUCAUCGGUUUUAUAACAACAAUUCAUCGUUCAUCCAUGGUGGCCUGGAUUCACACAACAGGGAGACUGUAGCUGUGAUAGGCCAGCGUAAUAUUCAUCAGCGGAUCAAACAGCUAAGCUUUCGGGACUGUCACACGAAAAUCACUCAAGUCGAUUCUCAAGCGACUCUUGGCGAUGGUGUUGUCGUUCAAGUUUCGGGCGAGAUCUCCAACGAUGGCCUACCGAUGAGGAGAUUCAAUCAGACGUUUGUGCUAGCACCGCAGACCCCCAAGAAAUACUAUGUCCAUAACGACAUAUUUCGCUACCAGGAUAUGCUUACGGAUGAGGAAAUUGAAGGUGACAUUGCUAGGUCGGAAGUGGAUAACGAUCAAGAAACUGAAGGACAGCAGAAUGAUAUUCAUCAACCUGAAGCACCACAAGGACCUGCAGUUGGAUACUACUCGGCCGGAAUGAAUCAAGUCGUCAACGGAACAUCUGAGACAAUACACGAAGAACCCACGCCGGCUGUGCCGGUUCCCCAGCCCGAACCUCCGAUUCAGACUCAAAUACUUAUGAACCAGAUGGAAAUGAUGCAGCAACCAGUAACGACCCAAGAACCCGCUCCUCAACCUCAGCCUCUUAACCAGACACCGUACAUCGUUAAUGACAUCCAGCAAAACCAGAUCGAACAGGAGGAACAACAACAGCAGUACCAUAACCAAAUUAACCAACAACCUGCUCCCACUCAACCGCCAAUGGAUACUGGAAAUGAACCUAAGACUUACGCUACACUUGUAAAAUCUGGUGGUGUAAUAGCUAAUUCUGGCCCUGUCUUUUACAAAAAUAAUGCUCCGCUUAUGAUGACAUCCCUUCCGACUACAGUAUCUCCUCCACCGGUCGAUAAUGCAAAAGUUGACACGAGGCAAAACUUUCCUAUGCAUAAUAAACCCCCAGUGCAAAAUGUGGAACAGAGAAAUAACAUGAACAAUGGACCUAGACCACAAAACAGUGACGACAACGGAAAUUAUGGAGGCGCUGACGGAGAUAGACGACGAAGCAACCAAUAUUCUGACAGGAACGCACAGUAUUCGGAUUCACAUCAACUGUUCAUCGGAAAUCUUCCUGCUGGACAAUCUGAGGAGCAAUUUAAGGUCUUUUUCGCAAGGAACUUUGGCCCGGUUGUGAACGUUAAAAUUUUGCAGAAGAAUAAUAAAAAAGAUUACGGAUUCGUAACAUUUGAAGAUGCCAGUACUGUACAGGCCGUGUUGAAUGCUAAGCCGAUUAAAUAUCCUGAUGAUAGUGGUGAAGAAAUCAACGUGGAAGAAAAGAAAAGACGUGUUGGCGGCGGAGGCGAAGGCGGCGGCGGCAGAGGCGGGCCAAGAGGAGGCGGCGGAGUGAUGAGGCCUGUGAUGGGCGGUGGAAACGGUCAGAGGGCAGGCGGUCCACCCGGUCGAGGAAUGCGUCCAUUUAAUUCCAACAGGCGCUAAAUUUUGAAUUAGUGACAGAUUUAAUCUUUAAAAAAAGCAAAAAAAAAAUUGUUUUCCAUUUAUCAAACAAAAACACGAGAAAAAAAAAACGAAUUAAGAAAAAAAAGGACUUAUACACUCACCCAGAUCCUGGUGAAAUAGCGGAUCCGAACUGAUUAUUUCAAAUGUAUAUUGUUAAAUUUAGGCAGUGAUUUGUUAUUGUAGAAUAUAAACCAAGCCUUGUUUGUACAAAACAAAAAAAACAUUAAAAAAAGCAUUCAUUGGGGAGGCACAUUAGAACUUUCAUUUAGCUGUAAAUUAUCAUUGCCUUCUUUCUCGAUGAAUUGUCUAAUGUACUACUAAAGGAUAAGAAUAUAUCGAAAACUAAGUCAAUACUGAAAUAUAUUUGAGCGAAAACCGUUUUAA
Messenger RNA from Cimex lectularius (bed bug), 2319 nucleotides. It is a transcript of the gene rin, whose product is annotated as ras GTPase-activating protein-binding protein 1. Gene Ontology annotation, molecular function: mRNA binding. Gene Ontology annotation, cellular component: ribonucleoprotein complex; cytosol. NCBI's taxonomy places the organism in Eukaryota, Metazoa, Arthropoda, Insecta, Hemiptera, Cimicidae. The transcript has 11 exons. The coding region runs from base 358 to 1914 and encodes 518 amino acids. The record is from RefSeq and is a predicted model, not a curated record.